Apis florea (little honeybee) is the source of this 1971-nucleotide messenger RNA. Its product is annotated as alpha-tocopherol transfer protein-like. Gene Ontology annotation, molecular function: phosphatidylinositol bisphosphate binding. The record is from RefSeq and is a predicted model, not a curated record. Lineage: Eukaryota; Metazoa; Arthropoda; Insecta; Hymenoptera; Apidae. Gene Ontology annotation, cellular component: membrane.
AGGUAAUCGUUCCCACUCUAUCGGCUGUUCUCCAUCUCUUCGGUUCUCUGCGCAGAGUGUCUUGCAUUUCUCUCUUCGUGACCGGCCGUGGUUGGUUAUCGUAGCCGAUACUUUUGUCCCCGAUUAUUCGUACCAUUGUCUUUUGGAUUGAACGUUUCGUCGUUGCUGGCCAAGAUGUUGCUGAUCCAACCGUCGGAAGAGAUGUCGAAGCAGAUUCGCAUGGAGUUGAAUGAAAAUGUGGCGACACGCGAUAAGGAUGUGGAAGUCAUCAAGGAAUGGCUAUCUAAACAACCACAUUUACCCCAGUUCGAUGAUGAUUACAGAUUACUGACAUUUCUUCGAGGUUGUAAAUUCUCCUUGGAAAAAUGUAAGAAAAAACUGGACAUGUAUUUCACGAUGAGAACUGCAAUCCCAGAGUUCUUUACUAAUCGAGAUGUCACUUUACCAGAACUGAAAGUCACUAAAAUUAUUCAGAUUCCUCCAUUGCCAGGCUUAACAAAGAAUGGACGACGAGUAAUUGUAAUGCGUGGUAUCAACAAGGAUCUUCCAACCCCAAACGUAGCAGAAUUGAUGAAACUGGUUCUAAUGAUCGGCGACGUACGUUUAAAAGAAGAAUUAAUGGGAGUCGCCGGAGAUGUGUAUAUUUUAGAUGCUAGUGUCGCAACGCCAUCUCAUUUUGCUAAAUUCACACCAGCUCUCGUAAAAAAAUUCCUAGUGUGCGUGCAAGAGGCAUAUCCAGUAAAGUUGAAAGAGGUUCACGUGGUGAAUAUUAGUCCUCUGGUAGAUACUAUCGUCAAUUUCGUGAAACCAUUCGUUAAGGAAAAAAUUCGCAACAGAAUCUUCAUGCACAGUGAUUUGAAUACUUUAUACGAAUAUAUCCCUAGGGAAAUAUUGCCAGCCGAAUAUGGCGGCGAUGCUGGACCUUUACAAAAUAUACAUGAGACCUGGAUAAAAAAAUUAGAAGAAUAUGGUCCCUGGUUCGUAGAACAGGAAUCAAUAAAAACGAAUGAAGCACUUCGACCAGGAAAGCCAAAGACUCACGACGACUUAUUUGGAUUGGACGGAUCGUUCCGACAGUUGGUGAUCGAUUAGAAAUCUUCUGUCGAUGAUGACAACUUGAUCGAUUUUCAUCUCGGUGCUAAUUCGAAGAAAAUUCGCUGGAAGGAAAAAGAGAAAUGAAACAUCCGCAUCACAAUUUUUUUUUUUCGACAUACAAUUUGGAUAUAUUAACAUCAAAUUUUUAAAAAUCGAAAUUAAUUUUAUAAAUAUUUUGUAGAUUUUUUAUAAAUUUAUUUUAAUUCCGUGGAAAAAAUCUAAAUUCUUAAGAUAAAAUAACUACCAAAAUUUCAUAGAAUCAGUAUUAGAUAAUAUCUAAUCCAAUCAUUAAAUUAACUUGAAUAUUUUUUAAUACUGCUUAAAGUAUAAUUCCAAACAUUUUAUUGGAAAUGCAUAUUUGUAUAUGUUUUACAUUUUUAUAACAAUCUCUAUUUAUCUUUAAUAUGCUUGUUUGUUUUAUAUGUUUCUUGUUAGAUUUUUAACUCUGUAUUUUGUAGAAUUUUGCGUAGAAUAGCUAUUUUUCGUUCAGUUAUUUUUUUUAUUCAUGAAAAUUGGUUAAAAACGUUAAAAGACAUAAAUAUGUAGAAUCAUUUCGAAUCUAUAACCUAAUCUAUCCGAUCCAUCUAAAUUUUUUCAUCCUAAAAUUCGAAAUUUUUCUGAAUUCGUGACGAUUUCAUCCGAAUUUUUCUAAUUAAUUGAUAAUAUCGAAUAGUUUUAAUUACGAAUACUUAUAAUAAAUAUGACUUCUUUGACGAUUAUUAAUAGAUGAUAUUUACUUGGAUAAAUUCUUGGUUAUGAAUAAAUUUUUAUAGUUGAUGUCGUACACGAAAGAACAUAAGCUUUUAAGAACUUUAAAAUAAUUUUGAUUAUAAUUUUAAUGCGUGUUAUUUUCUUUUAAAACUCUGUUAUGUUAUU